AUGCCGGGACCAACUGAUUAUAUUAUCGUACAUGUGGGCCAAUACUUCCACCAUGGUGUCCUUUUGGGGCAGCUCUCUUUGUCUAUCUCCAUCUCUCGCUGUCUCUGUCUGUCUAUCUGUCUGUAUGUCUAUCUCUCUAUCUCUCUAUCUCUCUCUCACUACCUUUCUCUCUCUCUCAACCUCACAAAUUCCAAGAUCGCGACUACAACUGAUGCAGUCCAAAAUCAAGAUGACCCUUACACUCGUCAGUGGGCAAAAACAGGAAAAAUCGCUGAUAUUUUCGGUAAGCAACAGUACCGUGUGCGGGUGGAUGAAAGCAAUCGGGUAACUCUAAGCAAUCGUCGCUUCCUCCGUAAGAUCCACCCAGUUGUUUGCGCCCCACAUCAUUAUUACCCAGGGAGCGGGUACCUUGACCUCAUAGCACCCCGAUUUAGCACGUCUAUUUACAGCCGCCCUUCAUUCAAUGUUGAGCGUCCACUUCCACUUGAAACGUCAUAUGGGAUUCUUCCUUCUCCAAGUCUAUGUACCCUGUUGCCUGCUCGUUGUCCUAUCUUGGAUUUUUGGCAACAUGAAAUCUCUCUCUCUCUCUCUCACUCACUCUCUCUCUCUCUCUCUCUCUCUCUCUCUCUCUCUCUCUCUGGGACUUACAUAGUAACGCCCCCACCCCAAAUAUCUAUUCCCAGUACCACAACUGUUUUGUCCAUGACUUUCCUUGGGCUUGACAACCGAACCUAUCUGCCCAAGGUGUCCUACUCGACCGCCCUUGAUGUCUACGUUGCCAUGUGCUACGUUUUUGUGCUGGCCACUCUCAUCCAGUUCGCAGCUGUUCACUAUUUCACCAAAUAUGACAGCGGAGAAGACAAUUUACAAGUGGACGACAUAAGUGAAAACGAGAGUAGUGAAGAUGAUAAUCUCGUUCCUUCUGACUCGUCCUCACAGAAAACAGCGGCCAAAAAGAACAAUACAUCCUUUUACUGUUUCAUUCGUUGUCUCAAAAUGUCUUGGUACUGCUUAACCGGUACACGAAACUUUCACUUACACAGCACCCGCCAUAGGCAUCGACGUUUCAACAGCGUCAGCCAAAUAGACAUUGUCUCACGGGUUCUUUUCCCUAUGGCAUUUCUUGUGCUUAAUGUUUCCUACUGGGUGUGUUACCUCUACUGGUGA
Messenger RNA from Acanthosepion pharaonis, 1167 nucleotides. The record is from the annotation of a GenBank genome assembly. Lineage: Eukaryota; Metazoa; Mollusca; Cephalopoda; Sepiida; Sepiidae.